UGUAAACAACAUGGCGGCGCACUGCCGUAAAAUUGAUAAAGCUGGCGAUAUUUGAAGUAUUAGAAUGUUAAGUGCCGUUUGAACAGAUUAAUUAAUUAACUAAGAAAAUGCCUACAGGAUUCGACCAGCAAGAUAGAACUGUGAAUGGUUCAAUUUCCAUUGAAAGUAGUGCCACAACUGCUAUUGAACCUGAACUACCUGAAAGUGUCAGUCACAGUCUGAGCCACCACAGUAUCAAUGAAAAAGCUCUUUUUAUCGAAAAUAUGCAGUUGGUUGAGCCCAGAAAACCAAUAGCUGUUCCAAACCAUCUAUUAGAAACAAAAAUUUAUGCAACACUUGGCAAAAAUGCUCAAGUUAUUGCUAAACCAAUAGCAAUACAUUUUGAUGGCUUUGAAGUUGGAGAAAAACAGACAAGAACACUUGCAUUAAUAAAUGCAUCUUCAGAGCUCCUCAGAAUGCACAUCAUUCCACCACAAACCAGUCAUUUCAAAGUUAAAUACACAAAGCCUGGAAAAAUGGUUGCAGGUAUGAGUUUAACCUGCACAGUUGAAUUUACUCCAGAUGAAUGGCGCUAUUAUUAUGAUUGUAUUCGCAUUCAUUCUCCUGGAGAAGAGAAUUUAAUUAUUCCAAUUCAUGGUUACCCUGUAAUGUGCACUAAAGAUUUUCCCAGGAAAUACAAUUUUCCUCUUGUUCCUGUUGGUCACAGGUUAUCAAAAACAUUCCCUUUGAAGUCCAUGGUCCCAGUAGAUUUUGAGUUUAUCUUCAAGUACAUCCAACCACACCCAGCUUUCAUUAUUGAACCAAUGUCAGGUAUUGUCCCUGCUAACAAUGAAAUAGAAAUUACAGUGACCUUUGCCCCUUUUGAGUUUCAAACAGCUCUGAUGACAGUGGAACUGAUUCUCUCUCAGUUCAACUCUAAAGGAAUUAUCUGCUCAUUUACAGGAGUCUCUGAGCCCGGCUUGUUGAAAGCUAAAACCAUGGCCAGCCUACGUUCUGAAGUUUUGGAUCCAAGGUCUGUGUCCCCUAUUGAAAUGGCCAGGGUGAAGAAGACACUGACCAAGAAAACAAUUGAUUCAAGACAGGUGUUGUCUGCCCCUGCACAUGUGAAUCUUGAAAGAAAUGGCAUCCGAUUUCCAGCCCGGAUUGAUAACCCACAUGCUGUGGCCAAAAUUUUAUUACAGGAACCAGGAAAACUCAAGGUCAAUGAGAUUAGGCAAAAUGUUCUGGACCAGAAGGGGCCCACCCAGAUGACCAGACAGAUGAAGGAAGCCAUGUUUGAGCAAAUGGUCAGGAAAAACGUCUAUGAUGAAAGACAAAACCAGCUGCGAUGGCAAAUCAAGGUUGGGGACACGCCCAUUUCCAGGGAGGAGAAGCUCAACAUCCUGGAGGAGAGGAGUGAGGCCAUCAACCGUUAUAUGCUGGAUAUCCAAGGGAUCCCAAUUCCAGAAGAAGAAUUUUGCCGUACACAGACUUUCUCACGUGUGUACAGAAUCAUCAGAGACGUUGACAGUCUAGCACCAAUAGAAGCCAAAUUUGAUUGCUACUCCAAUGACCAGUGGGCAGUUAGGUUUGCCAAUUUGAAUAAGUUGGUUCAAGCUGCAAGAAAAGUUGUUAUCCAGAAUAGAGGAGAAUCUCGCCUGCGGGGGUUGAGAGAACUAGUGCACACAUUCUCCACAACCAAACCAAGGGAGGCAACAACAGACUCUGCCAAGCUUACUGAACAUGAACACAGAAAUGAAAAAGAAGAAAGUCACCAUUUAAAAGCUGAGAAGAUUCUAAGACACAAGUUCCCCACAUUUGUGUCCAGCACAGAGAAGAAUGAUAUGGCACCUGAUUCUGUUGGGCUGGUCCAGGUUGAUCCUACAGAAAUAAUCAUUAAGCGGGAAGUUGAAUACUUCAAUCUGAAGGUGCCACUGGCCUAUAAGCUCAAUGACUACAACCAUUUGAAUGUUCAUGAUGCCUCAAGUGGUUAUGUCCCAAUGAAAGGGCUGAGGAAAUUACGGACAGGUGCUGAGGAGGAGGUAAUCACAAUCUCAGAGGAUUCUGUCGACCCGUGUCAGGAGGUCGUAGGUCAAUCCAGACUUUCUAUGGCGGACCAAGUGGAGACUGGAGAUUUGGCUCCACCAGCUGCCAUGUUGAAACCUAUGGAGUAUCCUGCUCUGUAUAUAAUGAACCCAUCACCUGGACUGCAGGUAUUCCUUGCUCCCAUGCCCUACUCAGAAGUCGACUAUGACUACCACUUAUGUCCCCUGCCAAGAUACCCUAAAACAGAACAAGGGGGAACAAAGUCUGUCAGCACACAGAAGCGGUUUUUGGAUCGGGAGGACACAAUACGAGGGAUAAUGAGCUGGAAAAAGUUUCCCUCUCAAGGCCUGGUUUCACUGACCAACGCUCCAACAUUGACCAACGUUUGGGUCCCAAGAUGGGAUGAUAGUUUUAACCCAGAUAUUCUACCCACUGAGUUGCCUCCACUGAUGACAGAACUUUCACCAGAAGAGUUGGACAACUGCGUGGAUGAGGAGACUGAAGCUGCCCUCAACCUUGUCCCUGAGAUGGUCAGUGCAAAGUUUCCUCUGGUGGACAUCAAUUCUAUGGACCCAAAGGCUGUAGAAGAUGAAGACUACGAUCCAAAGGACCAGUUCCCACAGAACAACAAGCUGCCUCCUGUCAACAAUGCUGUUGGUCUCCAUGGGCCAGUCCAAAGGGAGAAACGUGAAGAGGAACUAGAACUCUUCAUGUUGAGGAGAUACAACAAGCUGAGAACAAAGAUACAAGCUAAGUUAGAGGCCAUUAGUGCUAAAGUUUGAUUGAUUGAAAGCUAAUGCCUAAUGUACAGUUGUAAAAAAUGUUCAAGUUUAGGAGAUCUCAAAAUAAAACAACAGAUGAGUGACCUUGUCACACAACAGACCAUCAUAUGGGGCCCUACUGGGUGGAGUUCUGCUUGCAUCAUCAUCUAGGGUUCAUUGAUUAUAGGAAAACAUUAACAAGUUAUUAACUGUUAUUUCAUUCUAUUACAGUGACAUUUUGUAUGGAUUUUUGUUUAUGUUACAUUUUUUUCUUCAAAGAUUUACUAGUUUCAACUCAACCCAUGUUUUUUUUUUAAACUUUUAGCUAUAGAAAAAUCUCACCUAAAAAGUGGUGAAAAAUUGGUGUCAUUGUUUACAUAAUAUAUAUAAAAUGACAACAUUAAUUUGCAAAAAUAAUUUGAUCUAUGAACUCUGAAAUGUUUUUGUAAACAAAGAAAAUAUAAUUUAUAUUUAUAAGCACUUAAGCCAAAAAAUAUAUUUGCCAUAUUUUACACAUUUUUCAGAAAAUUUUUUUUUUUUAUUGACGUGUGUCUUUAUACGUUGUCUUCUUGUUCGUGUGUCUUUGCUGUCUCAUCUGUGAUAUUUCAUGAUUGUCUUUCAUUAUUUUUAAACAAAGUACCAUCUUUCAUGCAUUAUUGCUCAUUUUCAGGCAAAAAGUAGCAAAUAAUUUUUGUUAUAAAAGUCAUGUGUAAGUACUGCUGCAGUGAAAAAGUGAAACAUCUUCAAGUUUUAUUAAAUGUACUUUCUUAUCAUAAAA
Messenger RNA from Physella acuta, 3564 nucleotides. RefSeq names its product cilia- and flagella-associated protein 221. The record is from RefSeq and is a predicted model, not a curated record. NCBI's taxonomy places the organism in Eukaryota, Metazoa, Mollusca, Gastropoda, Physidae. Gene Ontology annotation, cellular component: 9+2 motile cilium. Gene Ontology annotation, biological process: cilium movement; motile cilium assembly.